This is a messenger RNA of Ambispora leptoticha, 279 nucleotides long. NCBI's taxonomy places the organism in Eukaryota, Fungi, Glomeromycota, Glomeromycetes, Archaeosporales, Ambisporaceae. The record is from the annotation of a GenBank genome assembly.
AAAAACAUGGAAUUAUGAACAUUUUUUAAAUGAAUUAAAAGAAAUAAUCACCAAUUCACCACCAUAUACUGAAGACUGGAGCGGUUUAGAUGGUACAUGGUAUAACAGGUAUAUUUAUCAUGCCAAGUACGAUCCAGAAGUUUUACUGAAGUUUUCGGAUAAAGAUAAUAAACGUCGGCAAAUGAAAUCAUUUUUUCAAGAUAUUAUUCUUGAACGUGAAAAGAGAAAUGCCGGGAAAAAUUAUGUAAUAGAAGGCGUCAAAGUUCUUAAUGAAGCAAG